This is a messenger RNA of Paramisgurnus dabryanus, 8662 nucleotides long. RefSeq names its product phospholipid-transporting ATPase ABCA1-like. NCBI's taxonomy places the organism in Eukaryota, Metazoa, Chordata, Actinopteri, Cypriniformes, Cobitidae. The record is from RefSeq and is a predicted model, not a curated record. Gene Ontology annotation, biological process: transmembrane transport; lipid transport. Gene Ontology annotation, cellular component: membrane; intracellular membrane-bounded organelle. Gene Ontology annotation, molecular function: lipid carrier activity; ATP binding; ATP hydrolysis activity.
AGAGAUUAAACAGUAGAGAGAGUGAAAGAAAGAAAGAUAUAAGCAACCUCGUGUAUCAGGUUGCUGGCUGUUGUUUGGAUCGUAUUGAAGAUGAGCAUGAAAAGUUGACAGUCCGACCGGCUCCAGUUUUAACACCGCGGGGUAAGAGGUUUAAUAAUCCCAUAGCAACACGUGAAGCCGAUAAUGAGUCUCCUGACACAGCUCAGACUGUUACUGUGGAAGAACUUCACCCUACGGAGAAGACAGAGGGUGCGUUUGGUGGUGGAGUUGAUUUGGCCUCUGUUUUUGUUCUUUAUUCUCGUGGCGGUCAGAUCCACCAAUCAGCCUGUUUACAAGGGCCAGUGCCACUACCCCAAUAAACCCCUCCCUUCGGCGGGCGUGUUGCCAUGGCUACAGGGCAUGAUGUGUAACAUUCAGAACCCGUGUGUGAAUCACCCGACACCAGGUGAAGCACCGGGGCAGGUGAACAACUUCAAUGACUCGAAAGUCUCAAAGAUUUUGAUUGAGGUUCAGUCACUCCUGGCAGACCCCACCCUCUUCAACAGCAUCAAACUACUGGCUGGAGACAUCAGCCAAUGGGCUUCACUCCUGCAGAAUGCCAAUCCAAACAGUGGUCAAUCCAUUCCACUGCGCAGUUUGCUGAGAAACAACGAGACGUUCACAGAAUAUCUGAUGAGCAGCUUGAAUGUGUCGAACACAACAGCAGCAAACCUGAUGAGAGUGAACGUUCGACUCGGACAGAUAUCGACGCUGUCAGGUGGAGGUGAUUUACGCUCGGUGCUCUGCAACUCAUCUGUUGACCAAAUCCUGGAGUUUAGUUCUCCCAAUCAAAAAGAGCAGUUCAACAACAUCACAUGCUCUUUAACAGACAAUCAGUUUCGACAAACAACGCAGGCUUUCAUGCAGAACCUCGACAACAUGAAACUAUUAACCGCUCUUCCAUUAGCGCUGGGUUUGGACCGACUGGAGGCGAGCGCGCUCAUGACUCAAACCAGCGCUCACAUCGCUCCUCUGAUGAUGGGGAUGUCUAGUUUCCAGACGUCAGCACUGCUGAAUGUUGCAGACGGUUUAAACUUCAAGUCCGAUCCGUUCGGCAGCAUCAAUUUGCUGAUGUGUGGAUCAGGCUUUAAUUCAACAUCCAGCAACACCAGCAGAUCCGCGGUCAACACAACUCAACCGAGCACAAGUGCGGCAACAACAGAAAACUUCAACACGACCAACACAAACAGCAGUGAUUUCUGUAAGAAUCUGACAGACACACUACAGAGUUCAUCCGCCAUGCGUUUGUUCUGGAGUACCUUCCGUCCGUUCCUGCAGGGGAAAAUCCUUUACACUCCUAACACAACUGUUACACAGGAAAUCAUUAAAGAGGCCAACCGUACGUUUGACGCUCUGGCUAAAGUGGGCGAUUUGGCGGAUUUGUGGCUGCAAAACCAAGCAGAGAUCUGGGAUUUUUUCGACAACAGCACUCAGAUCAACACGUUGAGGGUUCUCCUGAAGAAUCCAGUGUUCGCAGCUGUCCUUGACCAACGGCUGCAGGGUACCGGGCUGUCCUCGGCACUGAUCGCCAACUUCUUAUUUAACGGUCCUGAGUCCGAGCGUCCUCCAGGAAUGCCGGCGUUCGACUGGCGAAACGUCUUUAACGCCACCACUCAGGCAGCAGAACAGCUCACUCAGAUUUUAGAGUGUUUUGAUCUGAAUAAGUUCGAAGGUGUCAGCAGUGAAGCUCUUCUGGUCCAGCGUUCUCUGAAUCUUAUAGAUCAGGACAUGUUCUGGGCUGGAGUGGUUUUCACAGAUCUCGGCAACGACCCCGGUGACCCCAGGCCCCCGACACAUAUCAAAUACAAGAUCCGCAUGGACAUCCAGGAGACCGAGAGGACAGACAAAGUCAAGGAGAGGUCCUGGUACCCAUCGGCCCGUGAUAACGCUUUUAAUGACCUGCGGUAUGUCAGAGGUGGGUUUGUGUAUCUACAGGACAUGCUGGAUCGGGGAAUCGUUCGGGUUCAAACUGGAAUCAGCCAGACGCUUGGAGUAUACGCACAACAGAUGCCGUACCCGUGCUAUGUCGACGAUGCUUUUGUUUCGGCCAUCGGCACCAUCCUGCCCAUGUUCCUGGUGCUGGCGUUUGAGUACACCGUUAGCCAGAUCAUCAAGGGUUUGGUCCUGGAGAAGGAGCGCCGGUUGAAAGAGGUCCUGCGGGUUGUUGGGGUUCGGAACUCUGCAAUCUGGUUCUGCUGGUUUAUAGAAAACAUGGUUCUUCUGACUAUCCCAUGUGCUUUAAUCUCUGUGAUGGUGAAGUAUGGAAAGGUUUUGAGAUACAGUGACCCUUCGGUGAUCUUUGUCUUCCUCCUGGUCUUCUGCGUGGCCACCGUCAUGCAGUGCUUUUUCAUAAGUGUGUUUUUCUCCCGGGCGAAUCUGGCAGCCGCCUGCGGAGGUCUCAUUUAUUUCCUGCUCUACCUUCCUCAUGUGCUCUGCUACGCCUGGAGGGACGUCCUGGGCUUCGGAGCCAAGAUGGCCACGAGUCUGCUGUCGUGCGUGGCCUUCGGGUACGGCUGCGAGAAUUUCGCCCUUUAUGAGCAGCAGGGCAUCGGGAUUCAGUGGAGUAACAUCCGGGUCAGUCCACAGGAGAACGACCGCUAUUCCUUCAUCGUCUCCAUCUUCAUGAUGCUCUUAGACGCUCUGAUCUACUGGAUACUCACCUGGUACAUUGAGAACGUCUACCCGGGACAAUACGGUAUCCCCAAGCCGUGGUAUUUUCCAUUUACAUCCUCGUACUGGUGUGGAACUCGAGUGGGUUCUGAUGCAGAACCUGACCCAAUCAAAGAACUGGAAGACCAGAGCGGAUACCUGGAGAAGCCUCCCAUGAGUAUGAAAGCAGGCGUGUGUAUCCGGAACCUGGUGAAGGUGUAUAAGACGGGAAAUAAACUCGCCGUGGACGGACUCAGUCUGGACUUCUAUCGGGACCAAAUUACAUCAUUCCUGGGACACAACGGUGCUGGAAAAACUACAACUAUGUCGAUUCUGACAGGUCUCUUUGCUCCCACUUCUGGUACAGCCUUUAUUAAUGGUUACGACAUUCGCACCGAUAUGGACACAAUCAGGAAACAUCUGGGAAUGUGUCCGCAACACAACGUCCUCUUCAAUGAUCUGACAGUGGAGGAACACAUUUAUUUCUAUGCUCGUCUGAAGGGGCGGAGCUCUAAAGAGGUGAAGCGCGAAAUAGAUCAGAUGAUUAAAGACGUGGGUCUGCCUCACAAACGCAAAGACCUUGCCAAGAACCUCUCAGGUGGGAUGCAAAGGAAGUUGUCUGUCGCCAUAGCAUUUGUGGGCGGAUCCAGUGUCGUGAUUCUGGAUGAGCCGACCGCAGGAGUGGAUCCGUAUGCGCGCCGAGGCAUCUGGGAAUUGCUGCUCAAAUAUAAACAAGGUCGCACUAUAAUCUUGUCUACGCAUCACAUGGAUGAGGCAGAUAUUCUGGGCGAUCGCAUUGCCAUCAUCUCUCACGGACAACUCUGCUGCUGCGGUUCAUCUCUCUUCCUCAAGAAAACAUACGGGAGAGGCUAUUACCUCACCGUUGCACGAGCCAAUCAAGAACAAGUGACAUCACAAAGCACCCCCAAUUCUAGAGAGUGUGAUAAAUCCAGCGUUGAUGAGGGAAUCUGUAGUGACAUUGCCAUCCUGGACACACCAGAUUUGGCCGAAGUGAGUCAUCUGGUGAGACGGCACAUGCCGGAGGUGGAGUUUCUGGAGAUGAUAGGUCAAGAGCUCGUGUUUUUACUGCCGUACACGGGCGCCACCGACGGCAGCUUCGCAUCUUUGUUUAAAGAGCUGGACUUGGAGAAAAAGGCUUUGGGCAUCACCAGCUACGGGAUUUCAGACACCAGCCUGGAAGAGAUCUUUCUGAAGGUGGCUGAAGAUACAGGUGUUGAUGUGGGAUCUCAUGAUAAGAGUGAAACUCUGAAAGAAAAGCGCAGAAGCAGCUCAAGGGUAUCAGGAACACAGACCAUCAGCUCUGCUCUCGAAUUCAAAGCUGCAGACACCGUGAAAAGUGAUGCGAAGGUUAGAUUCACUCGUCGAGUGGAGGACACACAGCGCCCUAUGUGUGCUAAUGGAAAAGGAUCAAGUGUCAUCACAGGCUGGUCAUUGAUCAGACAGCAGUUUUUUGCUCUAUUUGUCAAGCGAUUCCACCAUGCCCGCAGAAGCAGAAAAGGAAUUAUUGCUCAGGUGGUUUUGCCAGCGUUUUUUGUGUGUUUGGCUCUUAUCUUCUCUUUGAUUGUCCCUCCGUUUGUGGAGUAUCCCAACCUGGAGCUUCAGCCAUGGAUGUAUGGAGCUCCUCAGAACACCUUCUACAGUUUUGAUGAUGCAGGUGUAGCUCAGGUGAAGCAGGUGACAAACGCUUUGCUCAGAAAUCCUGGAUUUGGGACACGCUGUAUGAGCAGCAACCCCAUACCUAAAUAUCCCUGUAAUCCAGCGGUGGGCACUGAUUGGAUGACUCCUGCGGUAGAUCCCUCCAUCACUGAGAUCUUUGAAAAGGGAAACUGGACCAUGAUGAACCCAUCACCUGACUGCCAAUGUGGGACUCCUCAACGGAGCAUCAUGCUGCCGGACUGCCCGCUCGGAGCCGGAGGAUUACCACCGCCUCAGAGGACUCAGAACACAACGGACACCCUGCAGGACCUCACGGCCCGAAACAUGACAGACUUUCUGCUCAAGAACUACCAAAAAUCUGGAAAAACACGAUAUGGUGGGAUCUCUGUGGGCGGUGUGAACUCACAGGUCAAACUGAAUGAGUCUGAGAUUACUGCCAUAAUUACUGAUCUCAAAUCAGCUUUCAACAUCUCACAGAGUAACUUGACUGAUCAAAUCUUUCAAGACAUUCAGCUGCUUCUGGUUGAACUGGGUACAAAAGACAAUGUGAAGGUGUGGUUCUAUAACAUGGGCUGGCAUUCACUUGUGUCUUUCCUGAAUGUGGCCAGUAAUGGGAUUUUAAGAGGGAAUCUGCCCGCUGGAUACAGACCAGAAGAAUAUGGAAUCACCACAUUUAACCACCCGCUGAAUCUGACCAAAGAGCAGCUCUCAUUCGCAGCACUGGCAUCGUCCUCUACGGACGUAGUGGUGGCGAUCUGCGUGAUCUUCGCUAUGUCCUUCAUCCCGGCCAGUUUCGUCCUUUUUCUCAUCCAGGAGCGUGUCAGUAAAGCCAAACACCUGCAGUUUGUCAGCGGGGUGAAUCCUACCAUCUACUGGCUGGCAAACUUCGCCUGGGACAUGUGUAAUUAUGUGAUGCCAUGUCUCAUCGUCAUCAUCAUCUUCCUGUGUUUCCAACAAAAAGCGUACGUCUCUCCACCCAACCUUCCCGCUCUCAUACUUCUGCUGGUGCUGUACGGUUGGUCCAUCACUCCAAUGAUGUAUCCCGCAUCCUUCUUCUUCAGCGUCCCCAGUACAGCGUAUGUGGUUCUCACCUGCAUCAAUCUCUUCAUUGGUAUUAAUGGCAGCGUGGCAACAUUUGUCAUGGAGAUGUUUGAUGACCCGAAUAUAACAAAGAUCAAUGACAUAGUGAAACAGGCUCUCCUGGUGUUUCCUCAUUUCUGUUUGGGCCGAGGACUGAUGGACAUGGCCAAAAACCAGGCCAUUGGAACCCUCUACCAAAACCUGGGUGAAGACCGCUUUCAAGAUCCUCUUGGCUGGGACAUGGUGGGAAAAAAUCUGUUUGCCAUGGCCAUUCAGGGGGCUGUAAUGUUCUCGCUGACCUUACUCAUUCAGUACAAGUUCUUCUGCAAACCAAUGUCCAUAAAGACAUUUCCAAUGUCUACAGAGAAAGAGGAUGAAGAUGUAGCUCGCGAGCGUGCCCGUGUGCAGCAGGGUGGAGCUCAAAACGACCUGCUCCGAAUCUGUGACCUCAGUAAGAUGUAUCGUGUGAAGCCCACUCCAGCUGUGAACAGAAUUUGUGUUGGGGUCCCUGCAGCAGAAUGUUUUGGUUUGUUGGGGAUUAAUGGAGCAGGUAAAACUACGACUUUUAAGAUGCUCACUGGUGACAUCAGUCCGACAGCUGGAGACGCCUUCCUGAACGGAUUCAGCAUCCGCAGUGAAAUGCAGUUGGUGCAGCAGAAUAUGGGCUAUUGUCCUCAGUUUGAUGCCAUAGACGACCUUCUGACGGGACGAGAGCACCUGGAGUUCUACGCUCGACUCCGAGGCGUGCCGGAAAAAGAGGUCGCCAUGGUGGCUGAGUGGGGCAUUCAGAAGCUCGGCCUUGUGAAAUAUUCAGAGAAGUCUGCAGGAACCUACAGUGGUGGGAACAAACGCAAACUCUCCACUGCCAUGGCUCUGAUUGGCUGCCCUCCUCUGGUCUUCCUUGAUGAGCCCACCACAGGUAUGGACCCCAAAGCCAGACGUUUUCUCUGGGACUGUAUACUGAGUGUCAUCAAAGAGGGUCGAUCUGUUAUCCUCACCUCACAUAGUAUGGAGGAAUGUGAAGCUUUAUGCACUCGCAUGGCCAUCAUGGUGAAUGGAGAGUUUAAAUGUCUGGGCAGCAUUCAGCAUCUAAAGAGCAGGUUCGGAGACGGUUAUACGGUGAUUGUUCGCGUGCGUGCGGAUCAGGCCGAUCUGGGCGUGGUGGAAACGUUUAUGCGCGAGACGUUUCUCGGGAGCACUUUGAAAGAGAAGCAUCACAACACGCUGCAGUACCAGAUACCGCAGGGAGAGGGCGCUCUGGCAAACAUCUUCAGUCAACUCAGCAAACAUCAACAUACUCUGGGUGUAGAGGAUUAUUCUGUGUCACAAACUACACUAGACCAGGUGUUUGUGAGUUUUGCACGGCAGCAGCGUGAUGAAGAGGACGGUGCAUUUGAUAACUUUGUAGAUAUGAGUGAUGAGACCCAAACAUCUGCAACUUGAAUCAAACCGGCAUCUGCUGCUACACUUAUUUAUUUACUUUACAUUACAAUCAGCAUGUACUGUACCUAAAUAAUGUUAUAUUAUAUUUCUAGCUUUACUCCAAACGUUUGAUUUAAAAACACAGCCAUUCAUGUAUUUUUAUAAAGAGAUUAUUUUAAUGAAAUAUAUAUUCAGAUCUCAUAUAUUCCCAUAUUUUACUGCUAAUUUGUAAUGUUUUAUAUUUAUAACUAUAAAAUCUUUUAUAUUUUUGCCAAAUCUAAAGAGAUGAUCAAAAAUAUGCUCUUCAAUGUUUGAUGAUUUUUUUGUAGACGAAUUAAAACUGCGUAAACGAAUGACUUUACGAAACUAAACUGUGAAGAAAAUUCAAUCAAUAAUUGUGUCUGAAGCUUUUUCAAUGGUGUACCGUCACUGUCUCACAGGUGGGACCUUUGGCAUUACAUAUUUAAAACAAUAAACCUUUAGUCUAAACCUAAAUUAAUCUUCUAAGAACGUAGUUUUCAUAUUUCAAGGCCAUCUGAUGAUAGAAAUUGUAUAGCGACAGUCAUUUUGUUAAAUGUCACUGACCCCGUAGGAAACAUAUGAAUUCUUAUAUAUUCAUAUUUCUAAUAUUCUUCAAAUGAGUUUAUGAAUCUUUAAAAAUCUUGACAACCUACAUAUUACUGGAAAGCUUUCAAAACCUUUUUGCAUGAAUAAUAAUGUAGUGACAGUAAUUUAUUAAUUUAUGACAAGAUUAUGCAGCUAAACAUUGACACCUAGUGGCAUUUAUUGGUAAAACCAAUAAAAGUGUGACAGAAAUCUCUUUUUAUUUGUGUGAUUUUAACUUGAGAUUUGGUACAGAACUAGUUGAGACUUUUUAGCAUUUUGGUUAAACCAUUUUCAUUUAAUAUUCACAAACACGUCAUUGAUAAACUUUAAAGUGUCUUCUUUAAAAGAGACCAAGAUUUGCUUAUAGACCGAAGAAUGCCAGUGUUAUAUUAAUUUGAAGAUGCAUAUUACCACUUAAAAAAUGGGGGUGACAUUUAAAGGGUUAAACCUCCCAUCAUGCACCCAUGGUUGACACAAUGGGAUUGCUUGUGUAAUGAAUCAUAUUUGCAUGGAUGAGGAGAGAUGUUUUAUUGUUCAAGACAGGGGAAGAGCUUUAGUGUCAUUAUUAUAUUUAAUUAUAUUGCACUUUUAAAACUCAGGAAUGAAAUAUUGUUUGCUUUAAUGGUUUCCAGACAGUUGUGCUUCUGGUUAAAGUUGUCAAAGAUGACCCACAGAUUAACACUUACCUGUUCUCAAUCCUGAUGUUUGUAUUCACUCUCAUGUCUCUGUGAAUUUGCUACUGAGAUGUUUGUUCUGCUUAUUGCUGCUUUACGCACAGACACACAUUAAACAUUUGCACACUCCACUGAGUUUCGUGACUUUCAUUUCAUAAAUGCUUUGUGAAUUUGUACUUAUCUUCAGACACACUUCACACUUCUGUGAAUCUUAAACCUCCUCAAAUUCAGUCUGCUCAAUGAGCGCUUUUUAUACAUAUCACACAUUUAAGAUAGAUUUUUUUAAAACUCACAAUGUAUAGUAGAGGUGUUUUUGGGCCAAAGACAUGUACCCAACCUUUAUACUGACCCUAAAAAAUCCCUGUUUACCUAAACCCAACGUGCAUAAAUAUUUUGUUUUAAAAAGAUCCGACCCAAGACAAACCCGAGAAAAUUAGAUCCAACCGGACUGGACCACACGCACCAGUCAGACAGAAAGAAACCCUGGUGGCCUCACAACCAAUAUUUAUUUUUUA